AUGCAAAGGGCCUUUGUGUGUCUCCUGGAGCAGACGCAGCGCUACAGACCCGGUCUCAUCCUCAGCGCCUCGUAUGUGGAGAUAUACAAUGAGCAGGUGAGAGACCUGCUGACACCAGGGCCACCCAGGCCCCUGCCCGUGCGAUGGAGUAAAACCAGGGGCUUCUACAUUGAGAACCUGCUCAUGGUGGAGUUUGGGAGCCUGGAGGCCAUCAUGGACCUGCUGCAGGAAGGCACUCGAAGGCGGCGGAGCGCCGCGCAUGCACUGAAUGGGCACUCGAGCCGCAGCCAUGCCUUGCUGACCAUCCGCAUCCGCCGCAAGGCUAUGAGCCCAGACCCCAGCUCGCGCCGGCAAGGCGUGCUCUGCUUCGUGGACCUGGCUGGCAGCGAGAGGGUGAAGGACACCGGCUCAGCUGGGGAGCGCUUAGUGGAGGCCAGCAACAUCAACCGCAGUCUUCUGGCUCUGGGGCACUGCAUCUCUCUGCUGGUGGACCCCAGACGGAGGUGGAGUCACAUCCCGUACAGGGACAGCAAGCUCACUCGGCUGCUGGCCGAGUCCCUGGGCGGAUCCGGGAUCACACUCAUGGUUGCCUGCAUCUCGCCCUCCUUGCGCUGCCUCCCGGAGACACUGCGCACACUGCGCUUCGCUGGCAGGGCCAAGAAGGUCACCACCAAGCCUGUGGCACAAAGGGAUUUCCAGGAGAGUGUUUGCGAAGUUUUGGAGCAAGAAAUCCAGGCCCUGCGGGAGGAAAACCUCUCCCUGCGCCGCAGCUGUGGUCUGCCCAGGACUAUGGGGGGAGCCAGCCCCACAGCUCCCACGUGCGGCUGGAGCGGCGGGCAGGGCUGGAGGCACCUGGAGUCCCCCCCAGCCUUCAGCAGCUGGGGCCAGGCCCGAUGCUCCCCCGAAGCUGCCCCCGGCUCCUGCAGCAUCCAGGCCCUGCCCUGCCCCUGCCCUGCCCCCAGUGCAGCCCAGUGUGGCCACCUGCUUGUGGAACUGCUGCCAUGGGAGGGGCUCACUGCCCAGAGCAGUUCCAGGUUCCAGGGGCCCAGCCAGGGCAGCCCAUGGGAGGAUCCGACUCAGCCCUGGCCCCAGCAGCACGCUGUGGCUCCCUGGUUUCUCCAGGGGAAAAGGAGCCUGGGCCGAAGGAAGAGCUCUGCCGGCUCGUGUCUGCUCCUGAGAGACACCCAGCAGCAGGGCCCCAAGCCUCCCCCCAGCCUGGAGGGGCAGGUCAUGCCAUCAGCCCCUCUCCUGCCAGGCAGCAGCACAGGGCACCAAGCAGCAGGUGCUGACCCCGAGCUGCGGCUGGAGGAGGUGCUGGACUCACUGCAGGAGCAGCUCCAAUCCUAUAGCCUGCAGAACCAGGGCUCCAGCUGCACACGGGAUGCCCAGGAUUGA
Messenger RNA from Chelonoidis abingdonii (Abingdon island giant tortoise), 1395 nucleotides. The record is from RefSeq and is a predicted model, not a curated record. NCBI's taxonomy places the organism in Eukaryota, Metazoa, Chordata, Testudines, Testudinidae.